Molecule: messenger RNA, 6674 nt
Organism: Clarias gariepinus (North African catfish)
Lineage: Eukaryota; Metazoa; Chordata; Actinopteri; Siluriformes; Clariidae
Gene: shisa7a
Product: protein shisa-7
Exons: 5
Coding region: 911-3091 (726 amino acids)
Biological process (GO): regulation of short-term neuronal synaptic plasticity; regulation of AMPA receptor activity
Cellular component (GO): postsynaptic membrane; postsynaptic density; dendritic spine membrane
Source: RefSeq, a predicted model, not a curated record
AUCUCUUAGAGAUAUAGAAAGUUCUAUGUUUUAUUUCAUCCACACAUUUGCACUCUUUCACAUGCUUAGUAGACGCACCAUUUUUUGAACAAGCAGGUAAAAAAAAUGUAUGCUGCUCUGCUCUAAGCAGAAAAGCAUUGGUUAGAUGUCCAGCGAGGAAAGCCUUUGAAGGGCUGUGCAGUCAAAAUGAUUCCCCACCACAUUGACCUUAACCAUUCCAAAGAUUUCACCACCAUAAGUAGUCCUCUAAAGACGUAAACCUAUCAUAGUGUUAGUUUGUUAAUAUUAUCUCAACAAUAUAGUUGGUUCUUAAACUGUUUUAAAUGAUUAAAAGAAAAUUGCAUUCAGGGAGUAUUACGGGUCAGGGAAAUUCCUAAUGACUUAAGUGCCACUGUUGAACAUAAAGAGUGCCCAAAUUGUAUAAAAGUCCUACAGAAGACAAAAAAAGACAGUGCAUUAGUUUACAUUUUAUGGUGUUUACAGUUGUCCUUUGCUUCUGAGCAAAAUCAUCUUAAUAAGUGCCAAAACAAGGAGAAUAUAUUAUGUACUAAGUUGUUCUGAAUGAACUUACAUAAAUACAUUUCUUAAUUCAAAAGCCUUUUAACUAACUCUACCUGACCAGUGCUUGUUUAAUAAGGGAAGCCAUUUUAUUCAUAAGAGACGUAAAGACACUUUGGGAUAUUUUAAAGCAUUUUUGAAGAUAAGGUGAGAAGUGAGUGUCUCUCAGCUUACUUUGCCUCAAGGGAGAACCAUUAGGCCAGUUACUCAGGCUUCCUUUGUUCUGCUGAGGAUCUGAGUUUCCCUGGAGUCUGAGACCACAUUAUUAUCACUGCCCACCCUAUUUUCUCCCGAAACACACACAGUGCCCUUUUUUACAGACGUUUAAACAAAUCUUUUAUGUCGGAAGCCCAUGACUUACAUUUCUACAUGCGCUGUUAGGGACUGUGGUUUUAAAGGAGGAUUCUGCACUGAACAGAGGGUUGAGUCAGCAAGAGAAAAUAGUCGUGUUAGUCACAUAAAAAUGACGGCCACCUUAGGAGCCCGAACGUGUGUCAUCCUACUCUUCCUGUUAAUCGCCGCGCCACUUUACACGUCCUCAGCCAGUGUGUCUGCUCCCUCCAAAACCAGAAAUUUUCCGAUCAGACCCACCAGCACCCCAACAGUCAGCCCUAGGCCCAGUAGCUGGGGGUUCCUAGUACUGCAGUCCAGAGGUGGAGGAAAUGGGAGAGGAAAUGGGCGAGGGAAAGGGUCAACGGGAUGGCCAGAGACACCACCCAGACCCCAGGCUCAAGUCAUGCUUUCUAAAAAUGCCACAGCUGAUGCCCUGGGACCUCCACUCGGAGCAGCACAGGUGGCCCCACCUCCACGAAGACUGGUGGAAGUGGAUGUGUGCCGGGGUUACUAUGAUGUCAUGGGCCAGUAUGACCUUACCUUCAACUGCUCCAAGGAUGACUUUAUCUACUGCUGCGGCACAUGCCACUACCGCUUCUGCUGUCCAGAUCGUUCCCGCCGGCUCGACCAGAACAUUUGCCAUAACUACAUCUCACCAGUAUGGGCCAACACAGCCCCACCAGGAACGAAACCACCCCAUCACCUUACUGACCCUGACCUCAGGCACAUUGAACAGAGCAACAAUACCAUAUAUGUCAUCGGUGGAGUAAUCUCAUUCACUGUUGCUGUGGCUGUGGCCAUCAAGGUGGCAUUUAACAAGGCCUCUCGGCAGGCACGCAACAGGGAGCUCAAUAUGCCCAGAGCUCUGGUGGACAUGCUGCGGCAUCAGUCUAGCCCAGUCCAACAGGGAGAAAGAAACAAUAGUGUUGCCCUGGGCAGUGGAGGUGGAGAGGGAACUCUUGGACGUCCUCCUAAAAACCUGUACCCCACCUUGCAGAGCAAAGACAACCGAUUGGGAAAUCUGCAGCACAACUUUAUCCAUACCUCAGGUUCUAGCCCCAAGCACACUGCCACCAUUGAGCGUGCACCACGUAUGAACAAUGUGCAGAUGACCGCCGGUGGAACACUGAAGCCAAAUAAGCAUACUAAUGCCAUGAAGCCUCAGCCCUCGUUUCACCACUCACUUCAUAACCUGGCACAGCUCCCACCCUCGUAUGAAGCUGCCAUGAAGCCUGAGCUCAACAGAUACUCUUCCCUUAAACGGCUCGAAAAAGGAGGUCUGGAGGAAUAUUCAGGUUACUGCACCACUAAACGGAGACCCAACAAUGUCCCUCCGUCCUUCCACUCAUCGCAGCACCACUUGCCUUGGGGUGGUGACUAUACACUGGGUGGACGAGGCACACUACCCACACAUGCUGCUCGUCCCCGCAUACCUCACCCUCAAUCUGCUCCCAGCCAUACUCCUAACCCCUAUCCUUUGGAGCCUAAAGAAACCAAGCCCAACCAGAACUACGACACCCUCUCCAAACCUCCUCGCCGUGUCAAAUCAACAGAUCAGCUCCUUGCCCUUGCGGAUGGCAGCACCUUAUCACGGGUCCCCAAGAACCAGCAGCACCAGUACUACAAAGCCAUGAAUGCUACAACAGGCAAAAACUCCAAUAACCAGAAUACCCUGCGCAAGUCUAAGGAAAGGCUGCUGAUGUCCCCUGAUCAUCUAGAGGAGGAAGUGGGCAUGGGUGGAGUCGAUUAUGGAGGUGGCGGGGGUGGUAUGGGCAUGGGAAUGGGCGACUACACAGUUGGAGGGGGCAUGGUGCCCACUCUACCCCGCAUGAGCCACCAGAAGGCUCAAUCACAGCAGAAUGUCUGUGCCACUCCCUCUCUUGAUCGCCAUCACAUGAUCAAGAUGAACUCACACCCAACCUCGGGCCGCGAGCAAGAGCGCAACACAGGAGCCAUGCCGAGUCACAUGGGAGGCAGCGGAAGUGGAGGUGUGGGAUGGAGCGAAAUGCAAGGAACAGGGGUUGUCAUGGGCACAGGAACACUAGCAGGUCAUAGCGCCAGGAGGCUAGCUUUUGCUGCAAAAAGGCAAAAUACCAUUGAGCAACUACAUUUCAUUCCUGGUGGAGGAGGAAGCAGUGGAAGCGGGGUGGCUGCAAACCAGGGUGUUCGGACGGGGAGCAAAAAUGAAGUGACUGUGUGAAGGGGAUGGAGGGGAUUGAGAGAGAGUUAAGGGAAAUUGAAAGAUAUGGGGGGUGAGUUUGAGGGUGCUAUGAGUGGGAUGGUAAUGGAGGGAUUAAAGAAGAAAGAGUAAGUGAGUGGGCAGACAAGGGAGUGAAAAGUGUAAAGGAGAGUGUAAAAGUAGUGGGAGGAUGGUAUAGGUAAGAGAAUGGCUGAAGAAAAGAAUAUAGAGAUGGAGAGCGGAUGAAGGAUAAAAAGUAGAGAGAGAAUGAGGACAUGAAAGAAAGUAUAACAGAUGAAGAAGUAGAGGGAACCACAAGGGAAACAGAAGCUGUAAAUACAGAGAGAACACAAUGUCUUGUAGACAAGUGUAAAACUUUUUGUUGUUUUAUUCUCUUUGUAAAAUUUCAGCCAUAAUUACAGUAUAGUAAUUUUCUUAUAAGUUCGAUAAUAGCCACCUUAGAAAACAUUGUCAGAAACGAAUAUUGUACAUGAAGAGCCUGGGUAACCAGGUGAAGAAAGAUAAAUUCAUGUCACUGUGUCAUGCUUUUUUAUUUUACUGGAUAUUACAUGACAUUUAAUGCCACUAUAGAGCCAUAUGUUCAAGUAAUGUCCAAUGGAACAUUCAUCUUAUCAAAAAAGAAACAGAAAGGAAGGAACAAAACUUAAGGAAACAUUGCACGCCAACAAUUUGCUCACAUCUGAAGAUUACUUUAAAACAGAAAUAAGUUACUCCAGCUGUUCGGUUGUGCUGCUACAGAUUGUAAACUGAAAUGAGUAUUAAAACAAACACAUCGGGAUACUGAUAACCUGUCAAUGUACAAAAGGAGCUCAACAAAAAUGCUGGAAAUCAGAGCUACUGUCACAAAACAAGAGAAUACAUGGUGAUGACAUGGCUUGUCACAGAAACAAGUUGAUCCAAAAAUGAUUGCUAUGAUUAAAAAACAAAAAAUGACACAGAGUAAGGGAAACUAAACUGCAUCAGCUUUAGGAAAGCCCCAUGAUUAUUAUUGCCUUUUUUCAUAUACACCUUACACUGCAUCACAAGUUCUGAAAGACUUGCUUGUGGAUUUUCUAGAUAAAGACUGCUUUAUUGGAGCACGUUUUUCAUAAUGUUCACAGAAAUCAACAUAUGUGUGGAAUAAGAUAAACCAAUAAUCAUCAUUUUGUCCUUUCAACCUAAAAAUUUCAAUGUAGGUGGUGGGUAAUUUAUCUUCAAAAGCCAUUCUGAUUGGGCAACACAGCUCAGACCAGAGGGAGAAAAAAAGAGAAAUGUAUCUGACAAUCAUCGACUUUCACCAACUGAACUAAGCUCAUUACUGAUCAAUGGCACUUUGUUUGGAUUCUAAGCCAACGGUUUUCUUCGAUGUCCAAGUGCAGGGACUUGACAAUGACUUUUCUGCCUUGGCUGAAGGACAGUGGCAACGAAUUUGCAAGAAAACUAGUUCUGUAAGGAUGGGGACACAUUUGUGUCAUUAUAAGCUCUAUGUAUGCUGUAUGUAUUGUUGAAAGGUUUUUAUUUAUAUGGAUGCCUCAAACUGUUCAAUGUGGCUUAUAUGAGGAAAACAGGAGAAGAGUCCAGAUGUUCACAGUUUUAUAUAUAUAUAGAGAGAGAAGUUUGUUAAGGAUUAUUUAUGUUCAUUAGGCAGCACAGCACAGUAAAUGUUGGCAAGGUUUAGCCAACAUGAGAAUUUAGCUCAGGUGUGCACAGACACUUCAAUGAGCUUACUAACAAACCUGCUGGGUUGCUGUUGAAAUCUCCCUAAAGCCAUGUGUCUGCGCUGUUAAAGUGACGACUGAACACGGGGAGAGUCCAAGUCAUCUCACACCGCUGAUCAGCUUUCAUCCAGAAAUGGACAGAGCGUCACACCCAAUAUCAUAAUCAAUAAUGCUUAUCAAUAUUAAGGGCUAUACUACAUGUGUGUCAGUGGUAGACUGCCUAGGCACAGUUUAUUAAUUGUUAUUUAAAAAGUGGUGAGAAUACUGACGACAGUAAAUAUUAAUGUAUAUAGACUGAGAUAAAAAAAUCCUGUGAAGCAAAAGAAAGCAGUGAGGUAAAGAUGACCUCAGUCUAGCCUACAGGACAGGCUAUGGUGUAAAACCAUUUUAGUUCUCAUUCAUUUCUAAAAGUCCACAGCAAGUAUUGGUAAACAUUUUAGUAUUAGGUAGCUAGUUAUUUUAAAUGUAUUUCUCCCAGUACAAGUAGUUCAGAGUAAAUUGCCUAGUAAUUUUUGAGGCAGAAAAGUGAAAGAAGUUCUUCAUGUGGUGGCAGUAGACUACAUUCACUUAUUUCUGACAGAAAUUAAAAUGGAUCUUGAUGCGUUACAAACAAAACUUAGAGACAAUCUUCCUACAGACUCUCUUAUACAUACGUGUUUGUUAUUGUCAUUAAUAUGACAGUUAAUAUUAUGGUUAUUGGUGAUAUUUAUUCUUGCUGUUUAUUCUCUAUUAUCUUAACAUUAUGAUGGUGAUAUUUUCUUCUGUGGUUUUAGUGUUAACUUGUUUUUAGGUAUCUAUAUUUCUCAUUAAAUUAUUUUGCAUUCUAAGUACAAAAUACAAGCACAAAAACAGGCACUCAUUCUUUACAGAUUCUCAGUGCAUCCUGAUGAGUGCAUUGAAACAUUCCUUGGCGUGAUGUCAUAGUGUGACCAUCAUACAGAAGCUUGCCAGUGUCAUUGUGGCAAUGACAUCCCACUGGGUUGAUAUGAUGUCAUAGUGUGUAUGUAAAUGAAAAAUAGAUUGAUUUGAAUUCAGUUUCAGCUGUUUGAAUGUUUAUUUCAGGGAAUAUUAGAAUAGCUAAAUUGAUUUAGCAUCUCUUUUUUUUUUUGUCUUUAAAAAGGUCUGUAGCAACGUCUGUUCGGUUUUGUACCCACAAGCCAUAACUGUAAGUUUUUAUGAGAUGUUUAAACUUAAAACUGCAAAGAUAACCAUCAGUUGUGCUGACGUAGGCCUUCGGCAAUAUUAUCAAAGUAAUUUAAAAAAUAGGCUACAAAUAUAAUGCCGACACACGUUAGAAAAAAGGGGGGAAAAAAGAAGAAUCUCCAGGUAGAUUUUUUUUUGUCUUCGGGAUCCUUAUAGGUAAUAUUUUAUAUGGUGUUUAAGUAAUGUUGUUGGUCUUUCGGCUGCUCUCAUCGAGGGGUCACCACAGCAGACCAUCCAAUCUGCACAACAACUUGGCACAGGUUUUAUGCUAGAUGCCCUUUCUGACGAACCCCUCCCAUUUUAUUUGGGUUGGUUUUUAAGUAAUUAAGCUUUGUUUACAAGUUGUGAACAUUUACGUACCCUAGAGCACAUGGUUUAUUCAGAUGUGCACUAAACAACUAAACAUAUACAUAUAUAUAUAUAUAUAUAUAUAUAUAUAUAUAUUUCCCUGAAUUGAAUAAUUGGGAGGAAAAGAAAAUGUUCUCCUAAACUGAAUAGCUUUAAAUGUACCUUUGUAACGAAAUGUAACAAAAAGCAACAGAAUAGAGGUUUGGUCAAAAGUGAAAUAUUUUACCCAGAUCACACUAUUGUUUUACUCAGCACUUUGUUUUCUAUAUCCCUCUUCGAUAAGGCAAAUAUGAUUGUUUACCUUUGUAAAAUAAAGUCAACUGAUGAAAACUGUC